CGGCUUUUCCCCUCUCCCUGUAGUUGAUAGUUUGGGAAGCAGAGGUGAUGCUGGAGUUGAGAUGGCAGACAGCGUGAAAACCUUCCUUCAUGACCUUGUCAGGGGAAUCAAGGACUCCAUCUGGGGCAUCUGCACCAUCUCCAAGCUGGAUGCCCGGAUCCAGCAGAAGAGGGAAGAGCAGAGGCGAAGGAGAGCGAACAGCGCGCUGGCCCAGCGGAGGUUUCACAUGGAAGAGAAGAAGCAAGAGAACGAACCACGGAUCGUGAGCAGGAUCUUUCAGUGCUGUGCCUGGAACGGAGGUGUCUUCUGGCUUAGUCUCUUCCUGUUUUACCGAGUGUUCAUCCCAGUGCUCCAGUCGGUCACAGCACAGAUUAUUGGUGACCCCUCCCUGCACGGCGACGUCUGGUCCUGGCUGGAGUUCAUCCUCACCUCCAUCUUCAGUGCCCUCUGGGUCCUUCCCCUCUUUGUGCUCAGCAAGGUUGUCAAUGCCAUCUGGUUUCAGGACAUUGCAGACCUGGCGUUCGAGGUGUCAGGCAGGAAGCCACAUCCCUUCCCCAGCGUCAGCAAGAUCAUCGCCGACAUGCUCUUCAACCUGCUGCUGCAGGCUCUCUUCCUCAUCCAGGGAAUGAUCGUCAGCCUCUUCCCCAUCGACCUGGUGGGGCAGCUGGUGAGCCUGCUGCACAUGUCGCUGCUCUACUCGCUCUACUGCUUCGAGUACCGCUGGUUCAACAAAGGAAUUGAGAUGCACCAGCGGCUCUCCAACAUCGAGAGGAACUGGCCCUACUACUUCGGCUUCGGCCUGCCACUGGCCUUCCUCACCGCCAUGCAGUCCUCCUACAUCAUCAGCGGUUGUCUCUUUUCCAUCCUUUUCCCUCUCUUCAUCAUCAGCGCCAACGAAGCAAGGACCCCUGGCAAGACCUACCAUUUCCAGCUCCGGCUCUUCUCCCUGGUGGUUUUCCUCAGCAACCGGCUCUUCCACAAGACCGUUUAUCUGCAAUCCGCCCUCGGCGGCUCUUCCUCCUCCUCCCCGCCUCCGGCCGAGCGCCUCCUCUCCCCGCAGCCCUCCCCUGCCAAACACACGGCAGCAGCUACUCCGGGCCAUUGAGCCCCUGCCCAGCCCCGGGGAGAGGCGAC
Molecule: messenger RNA, 1134 nt
Organism: Indicator indicator
Lineage: Eukaryota; Metazoa; Chordata; Aves; Piciformes; Indicatoridae
Gene: EI24
Product: EI24 autophagy associated transmembrane protein
Exons: 10
Coding region: 62-1105 (347 amino acids)
Biological process (GO): macroautophagy
Cellular component (GO): endoplasmic reticulum
Source: RefSeq, a predicted model, not a curated record